AUGGCAGCCGCCGGGCCGGGCCGGGCUAUGGCAGCGGCCGCGCGCUGCUGGGGCCGGGCCUCGCCGCGUCCUCCGCGGCCGCUGGUCGUGAUCCUUGGAGCUACCGGCACCGGCAAAUCGGCGCUGGCGCUGCAGCUCGGGCAGCGCCUCGGCGGGGAGAUCGUCAGCGCAGACUCCAUGCAGGUGUACAAGGGCUUGGACAUCAUCACCAACAAGGUGUCUCCCCAGGAGCAGCGUCUGUGCAGGCACCACAUGAUCAGCUUCGUGGAUCCCCUUGUCUCCAACUACACCGUGGUGGAUUUCAGAGACAAAGCUGUGGCUCUGAUUGAAGAUAUCUUUGCCCGAGACAAGAUCCCAAUUGUUGUGGGAGGAACCAACUACUACAUUGAGUCCUUGCUCUGGAAGGUCCUUAUCAACACCAAGGAGAAGGCCACCACGGCCCCCGGGCCAGUCCCGGACAGGAAGGCGGAGCUGGAGCAGCUGGAUGGUGUGGAGCUGCAUCGCCGCCUCAGCCAGGUGGACCCAGAGAUGGCAGCCAGGCUGCACCCUCACGACAGGCGCAAGCUGGCCAGGAGCCUCCAAGUGUUUGAAGAGACUGGGAUCCCUCAUAGUGAAAUCUUGCACCAGCAGCAGGCAGAGGAAGGUGGGGGGCCCUUAGGUGGGCCCCUGCAGUACCCACAUUGCUGCAUCUUGUGGCUGCAUGCAGACCAGGCAGCUCUGGACCAGCGUCUGGAGCAGCGAGUGGACGAGAUGGUGGCUGCAGGGCUGCUGCAGGAGCUGCAGGACUUCCACCGGCGCUACAACCGCGAGAAGGUGGCUGAGCAGCGGCAGGAUUACCAGCAUGGCAUCUUCCAGUCCAUUGGCUUCAAGGAGUUCCAUGAGUACCUUGUCAGUGAGGGGAGCUGCUCACCUGAGACCAGUGCCCUGCUGCUGCAGAAAGGGAUCCAGGCCCUCAAGCAGGUGACCAAGAGGUAUGCUCGGAGGCAGAACAAAUGGGUCCGGAACCGCUUCCUGAAGCGACCUGGCCCCAAUGUGCCCCCAGUCUAUGGCCUGGAGGUGUCUGAUCACUCGAGGUGGGAGGAGGAUGUGCUGAAACCUGCUCUGGAGAUUGUGGAGAGCUUCAUCCAGGGACGUGAGCCCCCAGCAGAGCCUGUGAGGAUGGAGUGGGAUGUGGAGGAGAACAAACGGAGUCACCACGUCUGUGAGCUCUGCAACAGGCUCAUCAUUGGGGACAGGGAGUGGGCAGCUCACACACGAUCCAAGUCCCACCUGCACCAUCUGAAGAAGAAGAGGAAGCUGGAGGCCACCAACCUUGCUGCAGAGACUAAAGGGGAGGAGGUGGAAACCUCUGGGGAGGACAGCAGCUUGCCUCUGCCCUAGG
Molecule: messenger RNA, 1381 nt
Organism: Indicator indicator
Lineage: Eukaryota; Metazoa; Chordata; Aves; Piciformes; Indicatoridae
Gene: TRIT1
Product: tRNA isopentenyltransferase 1
Exons: 11
Coding region: 1-1380 (459 amino acids)
Biological process (GO): tRNA modification
Cellular component (GO): mitochondrion
Molecular function (GO): tRNA dimethylallyltransferase activity; ATP binding
Source: RefSeq, a predicted model, not a curated record